CCGCGCGGGAGCCAUGUAACCCCGCGGCGGGCUCCGGGCUGCUCCGUCCUUCCCCAGCUCGCGGGCUAGCGCGGCAGCGGGGCCACGAUGAAGAAGCAGUUCAACCGCAUGCGCCAGCUGGCCAACCAGACGGUGGGCAGGGCAGAAAAGACUGAAGUUCUGAGUGAAGACCUUCUUCAGGUGGAGAAGCGUCUGGAGCUGGUAAAGCAAGUGUCCCACAGCACGCAUAAGAAGCUCACCGCGUGUCUGCAGGGACAGCAAGGAGCGGAGGCCGACAAACGCUCCAAAAAGUUGCCUUUGACAACCUUGGCUCAGUGUUUGAUGGAAGGAUCAGCUAUCCUGGGUGAUGACACUCUUCUUGGGAAGAUGCUGAAGCUCUGUGGAGAGACAGAGGACAAGCUGGCUCAGGAGCUGAUCCAUUUUGAAUUGCAAGUAGAAAGGGAUGUGAUCGAGCCCCUGUUUCUGCUGGCCGAGGUGGAAAUCCCAAAUAUUCAAAAGCAGAGGAAACAUUUAGCAAAGUUGGUGCUGGACAUGGACUCUUCACGAACCAGGUGGCAGCAGACUUCCAAGUCUUCAGGUCUGUCCAGCACCUUACAGCCUGCGGGUGCCAAAGCUGAUGCCCUCAGGGAAGAGAUGGAGGAGGCUGCCAACAGAGUGGAGAUUUGCAGGGACCAGCUCUCUGCUGACAUGUACAGUUUUGUGGCCAAAGAAAUGGACUAUGCAAACUACUUUCAGACGCUAAUAGAAGUGCAAGCUGAAUACCACAGGAAAUCACUGACGCUGCUGCAGGCUGUGUUGCCUCAGAUAAAAGCACAACAAGAGGCCUGGGUGGAGAAGCCUUCCUUUGGGAAGCCCCUGGAGGAGCAUCUCUCCAUCAGUGGCCGGGAGAUCGCCUUCCCCAUCGAGGCGUGCGUGACAAUGCUGCUGGAGUGCGGGAUGCAGGAGGAGGGCCUCUUCCGUGUAGCUCCUUCUGCCUCCAAGCUGAAGAAGCUUAAAGCUGCACUGGACUGCUGUGUGGUGGACGUGCAGGAGUACUCAGCUGACCCUCAUGCGAUUGCAGGGGCUUUGAAAUCUUACCUCCGAGAACUGCCAGAGCCUCUUAUGACCUUUGAACUCUAUGAUGAGUGGAUCCAGGCUUCCAAUAUUCAGGAGCAAGACAAGAGGCUUCAGGCUCUGUGGAAUGCUUGUGAGAAGUUGCCCAAGGCCAAUCAUAACAACAUCCGGUACUUGAUCAAGUUUUUAUCCAAGUUAUCAGAAUAUCAAGAUGUAAACAAGAUGACUCCCAGUAACAUGGCGAUUGUCUUAGGACCCAACCUCCUAUGGCCACAAGCAGAAGGGAACAUCACCGAGAUGAUGACCACAGUGUCACUGCAGAUUGUCGGGAUCAUCGAGCCCAUCAUCCAGCACGCGGACUGGUUCUUCCCUGGGGAGAUAGAGUUCAACAUUACCGGCAAUUAUGGGAGUCCAGUACACGUGAACCAUAAUGCCAACUACAGCUCAACGCCCUCCCCGGACAUGGACCCUGCCGACCGGCGCCAGCCCGAGCAGGCCCGCCGGCCCCUCAGCGUUGCCACGGAUAAUAUGAUGCUGGAGUUUUACAAAAAGGAUGGCCUUAGGAAAAUCCAAAGCAUGGGUGUGAGGGUUAUGGACACAUCUUGGGUGGCUCGAAGAGGCUCCUCGGCUGGCAGGAAGGCCACCGGCGCUCCGCCCUCCAUGCAGCCUCCCGCCCCGCCUGCUGAGCUGGCUGCCCCUCUGCCAUCACCCCUGCCGGAGCAGGUCCCCGACAGCCCCGCAGCAGUGGCCACACCUGCCCUUUCUCCAGCCGGCGGGGGCCUGCAGCCCGCAGCUGAGCGCACCAGCACGUCUAAAAGCAAGGAAUUAUCUCCAGGGUCUGGGCAGAAAGGAAGUCCAGGCUCUGGCCAGGGAACAGCCGGUCCGGGGACACAGCCAGGCACCAGCCCCGGCCAGCCACCUGCGGACCAGAGCCCUCAUACCCUCCGGAAAGUUUCGAAGAAGCUUGCACCAAUUCCCCCCAAGGUCCCCUUUGGCCAGCCGGGGCCUGUUCCUGAUCAGUCCGCUGGCCAGCCAUCCCCGAUCAGCCUGUCUCCAACUCCACCAAGCACCCCAUCACCCUACGGACUCGGUUACCCUCCAGGGUACUCCUUGGCCUCAGGCCAGCUGUCCCCGGCUGCGGCUCCACCCCUGGCCUCUCCUUCCGUUUUCACGAGCACUUUAGCCAAAUCCCGGCCUACCCCGAAGCCCAGGCAGAGGCCUACCCUGCCGCCUCCUCAGCCUCCCACGGUCAGCCUCUCGGCCUCCAGCCCUCAGUCCACGGAGCACCCCAUGCUGGAUGGCAUGUCCCCGGGGGAGAGCAUGUCUACAGCUGUUUGACAGAGUGACGCAGUGUGGAUACGUGUGAGGGGGAUUUUCAGGAUCUCGCCCACUUUGAUAUCCCCUCCAUCCACAUAGAGCUGGGAUCCACCCUGCGCCUGAGCCCCCUGGAGCACGCGCGGCGACACUCGGUGACGGACAAGAGGGACUCGGAGGAGGAGUCUGAGAGCACCGCCCUGUGAUGCGGCCCCCCGCCUGUCACACGUGUACAUACAGACGCAGCCGGGACACCCCGCCAGGAGCGGGCCCCGAGCUUGCCAAGUGUUCUCCACUGGCUCUUUCCUGUCACUUCCGGCCUGAGGUUGGAGUCGGGCAGAAAACUGCCACCUCUGGUCUGUGUGGCAAAUGUAGGUGGUGCAGAUUUUGUUUGUUCCUUUUGGGUGGUGACUUUGGCCUUUUGUUUGACCUUUGCCUUUUGACUUUGUGCCUAUUUUGAUCCAUUCUCAGCCUCCAUGCCAGGCAGCACCCACCUCUCUGCCCAAGGGCUUGUCAGAAACGUCCUUUGUGGGGCAGGGGAGCAGGAAAACCACGUGGGCACGCCUGAGGGAUGCUGCCUUGGCUGUGACAGCUGAUUCUGGUCUUGCAGUAUCUGUCCAGUGGGCCAGAAAGGAAGCAGGUCUGGGGGAGGAGAUGCCGCAUCCAUAGCUGGACUAGUUGAAUUCCAGAAGUCCUGGGCAUGGCCUGCCUGCCAUGCAGGGGAGGGUGCCCUUCCUCGGAGGGCUCCAGAGUACACGGCUUCACUGAUUACCAGUUCUGUUCCCUUCUUCCCCAAAAGCUCCCUUCACUCAUUUUAUACUCGAAUUUCAAAGAGGACCCUGACCAUGUCUGCAAUGCCCAAAGUAGCGCCCCGUCCCCUAAACACAUUAGACACCCAAGAAAAAUGUUCAUUUUGGAGGUUACAGUGAAUAGCAAUAAUUGUUACCCAAAGCAGGUGGGAGUAAAACCAGCCCCCGGAGACACCGGCCCUGUGACUGGCCUGCGGGUGCCUGCUCGGCUCACCAGCACCUGCGGCUCACCCCUCUCAUCAAGUCCCACCCAGCCCUGGGGAGGGCUCGUGGGCACUCUGGGGAUAAGGAGUCAGACACAGAUCUGGACCAUGCAUGCAAAGACAAAGUUGAAAAUUUUAUCCUUUUGAAAUAAAUAUAAUAUACCUAUACAUGAUAUAAUAUUUGUACAUAUGAAAUCUCUAUAUUUGUUUAAUUUGAGCCAUUCAAUCUAAACCAGUGUACAGAAAUAUGAAGAAAGACUGAAAUGCUUAGUUAUUUCCCCAGCUCGGUGUAAAGCCACCCUCCUCUGAGAGUGGAUUUGCAGACUUUUGAUGCUCCAGCUUUGCUCACCUCCCGGCAAGGGCAGUUCAAUCCCCUCUUUGUAAUGGAGCCCAGGGGUUGGAAGUUAUCUUUAAAUACAUGUAAAAAUUGUUGUCAAAAGUAAUGUUAUUAAAAUAGAUUUAUUAUCCCGAA
Messenger RNA from Cavia porcellus (domestic guinea pig), 3851 nucleotides. It is a transcript of the gene Arhgap44, whose product is annotated as Rho GTPase activating protein 44. The transcript is spliced from 22 exons. Gene Ontology annotation, cellular component: leading edge membrane; postsynaptic density; presynaptic active zone. Bases 88 to 2391 code for a protein of 767 amino acids. The record is from RefSeq and is a predicted model, not a curated record. Lineage: Eukaryota; Metazoa; Chordata; Mammalia; Rodentia; Caviidae. Gene Ontology annotation, molecular function: GTPase activator activity; protein binding. Gene Ontology annotation, biological process: negative regulation of Rac protein signal transduction; positive regulation of GTPase activity; signal transduction.